Molecule: messenger RNA, 10992 nt
Organism: Cotesia congregata
Lineage: Eukaryota; Metazoa; Arthropoda; Insecta; Hymenoptera; Braconidae
Source: the annotation of a GenBank genome assembly
AUGAAAGUUUUGGCUUUACGUCUUUCCGGGAAAAUAUUUUUAUGUUUGUUUUCAGGAAAUAUACGAACGAAAGCUGUGUUGGAUGUUGAAUCAAAAGAAGGGUAUUGGCUAACUGUGUACGCUCAGGAUCAUGGUGUCGUUCCAUUAAGCUCACAAUUGCAAAUGUAUGUCCAAAUUUUGGAUGAAAAUGACAAUACACCGCUAACAGAAUUUCCCGUUUAUUAUCCGUCUAUUCCUGAAAAUUCUCCAGCUGGCGUUAGUGUACUUGAAAUAAAAGCAUUCGAUGGAGAUAUUUCACCUCAAGAUUUUACUUUUUCAAUAACUAGUGGCAAUCCUGAAGGCUAUUUUCUUAUUAACUCUACUACAGGUCUGAUUACAACCAGCAAUAGAAAACUUGAUCGUGAAAACCAAGUUGAGCAUAUUCUCGAGGUCUCUGUUAGAGAUAAUGGUACGCCACCUUUGUCCUCAACAACUCGUGUAAUCGUCCAAGUUGAGGAUAUCAACGAUCAUGGCCCCGAGUUUGAACAGAAAUUUUACACUGUUCGCAUUCCGGCUUCUCCAAACAUCGACAAGCCACUUUUCCAGGUACUGGCUAAUGACAAAGACGUGGGAGAAAAUGGAAAAAUAACGUACAGUAUCAAAGGCGGCCGAGGUAAAGGAAAAUUUCGAAUUCAUCCGACCACUGGGAUGGUUUAUUCACAAAAAAGCUUUGAAGUUGGACAAGAAUAUGAAAUGAUGAUUCGCGCGGCGGAUAACGGCGAUCCGCAACGUAGUCAUCAAACACGUGUAUCCGUUCAGGUAAUUGAAUUACCAAAAGAAUCAAAAUAUCCUCCAAUAUUCAAAAGUAUUAAUCAAAUAGCAACAGUAACUGAAAGUGACCAAGUAGGUUUUCUUGUUGCUUUAGUACAGGCAACUGAUCAAGACGGUGAUACACUUUGGUAUGACAUUAUUGAUGGUGAUGAACGCGAUGAAUUUUUUAUUGGACGUGAUAACGGAAAUGUAUUAUUGGGAAAAAAACUUGAUUGGGAAACAAAAAAUAAUUAUAAUAUAACAAUAAGCGCGACUGACGGUAUAUUUACAGCGACAACUCAAUUAGUCAUAAAUGUAAUAGACAUAAAUGAUCACCGUCCAGAAUUUUCUGAAGCUAUUUACCGUGUUGACAUAUCUGAAAAUGUUGAUAAGGGAGAAAAAAUUUUACAGCUUUACGCAACAGACAAAGAUGAAGAUAAAAAAGUUUUCUAUAGUUUACAUGCUGCACAAAAUCAAAAAUCACUUGAAAUAUUUCACGUUGAUUCAAUAACUGGAACUAUUAUUCUUAAUGAUUAUUUGGAUCGUGAAACUAUUGAAGAGCAUAUUUUAACAGUUAUGGUUCGUGAUCAAGGUACUCCUGCUAAACGUAAUUAUGCUCGUGUUAUUGUGACAGUUCAUGAUCACAAUGAUCAUGUACCAGAAUUUACAAAUGAAAUAAUAAAUGGUAAAAUUUAUGAAACUUCACCAAUUGGAGCUAAAGUUGUACAAGUAAAUGCAAUAGAUCGCGAUCGUGGUGAUAAUGGGCGUAUUGGUUAUUCAAUAACAUCUGGUAAUGUUGGAAAUGUAUUUACAAUAGAUCAAAAUUUGGGAAUAAUAAAUACCGCCCGUGAAUUAGAUAUGAAUGUUAUAUCUGAAUACAUUUUAUUAGUCAAAGCGCAAGAUUAUGGUUCUCCAUCAUUAACAAAUACUGUGCCAGUAGAUGUUAUUUUAACAAUGGCUGAUAAUGCACCCCCAAGAUUUUUAAAUGGUGAAUUAGCUGCUGAAAUAUAUGAAAAUCAACCAACUGGAAGUUAUGUUAAACAUGUUGAAGCAAGAAGUACAUCAUCAUUACAAUUUGAAAUAUUGCAGGGUAAUAAAGGUGAUAUAUUUUUCAUAAAUCCAAGUACUGGUGUUAUAACAACUAAAAAUCGUCUUGAUUAUGAAAAAAUGAAAUUUUACAAUUUAACAAUAUCAGCAACAAAUAUGGCCAGUGCAACAGCAUACUGCAAUGUUAUUGUUCACGUUUUAGAUCGUAAUGAUAAUCCACCUAAAUUUUUACAAGCUAUUUAUAAAGGUAAAAUCAGUGAAGGAGCUAGUAUUGGAUCACUUGUUUUAACAAAUUCAAGUAAACCACUGGUUAUUAAAGCUGAGGACCCUGAUUCUGAAUUAAAUGCACUUUUAAGUUAUGAUAUUGUGCAAGAUUUACCUCGAAAAUAUUUCCACAUUGACUCAAGUACCGGGGCUAUUAGAACAGUUAUGAUUUUAGAUCAUGAAACAAUUAAUUAUUUUGAAUUUAACGUCAAAGUAUCUGAUUUGGGAAAACCAAAAUUAUCAUCCGAAACAACUGCUAAAGUAAUGAUAACUGUUACCGAUGUCAAUGAUUGUGAACCUAAAUUUAUAAAUAAUUAUUACAAUGCUACAUUAUUACUACCAACUUAUAAAAAUGUUGCUAUUGUACGAGUUGAAGCAAUAGAUCCAGACAGCAAAAUUAUACCGCUUAGAUAUGAUAUUAUUGAUGGAAAUAAAGAUAAUAAAUUUGAAAUAGAUUCACAAACUGGAAUAAUAACUGUUAAAAAUACAGAAUUAAUUAAAAAAGUUUAUUUACUGCAUGUACGUGUUUCUGAUGGUAAAUAUUCAACAGUAACUCAAGUAAAUAUUAACGUUGAAGAAUCUGAAAAUUCAGGAUUGGUAUUUCAAAAGAGCAUUUACGAAGGGACAAUUGUCGAAAAUUCAACUAAAAUAAUGACUGUUGCUGUAGUUAAUGUAUUGGGAACUGCAUUAAAUGAGUAUAUUAUAUUUAGUAUACUAAAUCCAACAGAUAUGUUUGAAAUAGGACAUACAUCGGGAGCAAUAAGAACAACGGGUAAACGUUUUGACCGAGAAACUAUUGAUCACUAUGAGCUUAUUGUUGAAGCUAAAAGCCAUACAAGUGAUCGAGAAAAACCAAGAGUCGCUCAUGUUAUUGUUAACGUAACUAUUCUUGAUAUUAACGAUAAUUGUCCAAUGUUUGUAAAUUUACCGUAUUAUGCGGUUGUAUCUGUUGACGCACAAAAAUCCAGUAUUAUAACUAAGAUUGUUAAAUUUGAAAACUUAACUAAUAAAACUUUGUUGAGCCAGGUUCACGCAAUCGAUAUGGAUAGCGAUGACAACGGAGAAGUGAGAUAUGAGUUAAAAAAAGGUCACGGAGAACUCUUUCGAGUUUCCCGAAAAACAGGAGAAAUCUCGCUUAAACAAAACCUCGAGGGUCACAAUCGAGAGUAUCAACUGACGAUAGCAGCUUAUGACGGCGGUCUUACUCCCUGCUCCAUUGAAGUUCCAGUCCAUGUUAAAGUUAUCGACCGUUCUAUGCCUACCUUUGAUAAACAGUUUUACACUGUAGAUGUCUUUGAAAAUAUUCAAAUUGACUCACCGCUUUCACUUUCUAUUCAAGCUAAAUCAGAUCUUGAUCGAAAACUUAUCUACAGCAUCACCAAAGGCAAUGACUUUGAAGAAUUUACUCUCAACUUUAAUACCGGUACAAUUUACGUAGUGGAUGAGUUGGAUUACGAACAGAAAAAACAAUACGAGCUGACAGUAAGAGCAACUGACAGUGUAUCAGGUGUAUACGCUGAAGUAUUAGUCAGUAUUCUUGUUCUGGAUGUAAAUGAUUGUCCUCCAGAAUUUUCUCAAGACUCUUACAACAUUUCAGUAUCAGAGGCUGCACCAUUCGGUACUUGGAUAUUAAAAGUCACCACUCGUGACAAUGAUACUGAUAUGAAUCAACAAGUGGUGUAUGCAAUUGAAAACGAUACAGAAAAUAGCAACGACCUUUUUCAUAUUGAUCCUGAAGAGGGUGUUAUAUUUUUAAAACGUUCAUUAGAUCAUGAAAGUCAUGAUUCACAUCACUUUACGGUAAUCGCUACGGACAGAGGAAACCCACCACUGUCAAGUACUGCUCAUGUGUGGGUAACCGUUAUCGACAUGAAUGAUAAUCCACCAAAAUUUGAACAGCCAUCGUACACAUGUUCACUCUCUGAGGAUGCUGAACGUGGUCAAUUUGUAACAGUUGUGACAGCAAGUGACCCCGACUACAUAGACAAUAAUUUGACCUAUACAAUUGUCGGUGGUAAUGAUCAACAGACUUACUCUAUUGAUCAAUUAACUGGUAUUAUAACAUUGAUAAAUAUGCAAAAUUUUGGAGAACAAAAACUUACAAUGUUAAAUGUAUCCGUAACAGAUGGUGUUUAUACUAGCUUUACUCGUGUUAAAAUAGAAAUAUUACCGGGUAAUAACAAUGAUCCUAAAUUUAUAAAUCCCUUAAUAGAAGUUAAUGUUAUGGAAAAUCAAUUACCCGGACGAUUGGUAACAACUGUUUUAGCUAAAGAUAAAGAUUUUGGUGAUUAUGGUUCAAUAUAUUAUUCAAUACCGUCAACAAUGAUGCGUGAUGUAUUUGAUGUAAAUCGUUUAACCGGUGAAAUAACAACUAAGAAAAAAUUAGACCGUGAAACAACUAAAUUGUAUGAAUUAUUGGUAAUGGCAACAGAUAUGGGCGGUAGAUCUGGUUUUGUAAAUGUUAGAAUUCGCGUUACCGAUCAAAAUGACAAUUCACCAGUAUUUUAUUUAAAUCAAUACAAAGUAUCUAUACAGAGUAAUAUAUCUAUAAAUGUACCUUUUAUCAAAGUAAGAGCUUACGAUAUCGAUGAUGAUGAUGAUGAAGCUGCUAAAAUAGAGUAUUCAAUAUUUGAGCCAGAAAAAAAUUCUGAAAUGAAAAAUAUAUUUGGAAUAAAUCCAGAUAAUGGUGGUGUAUUUUUAAUAAAAAACCCUGUACCACUUGAAAAUCAACUAUUUGAAUUUUUUAUCCGUGCUACUGAUAAAGGAUCAACAAUUCAUCAUACAGAUGUACCUAUAAGUAUUUAUAUAAUAAGCCCAAAUGAUAUACCACCGAUAUUUGAAAGUAAAGAGGAUAAAUUUUUUAUUUCGGAAAAUUCACCUAUUGGUACGCCUAUAACAACAUUAAAAUUAACAACAAAUACUACCGUUAAAUAUCGUAUUGUAUCUUUGUUAUCUGAUAAUGAAAAUGAUCAAUUAUUUUCAAUAAAUCAACAGGGACAAUUAAAAUUGUCUAGAACAUUGGAUCGUGAAUUAAAAGACAAUCAUAUUAUUGGUAUUUUAGCAGAAACAGAUUCAAGUCCUCCAUUAACAGCUUUAGCUGAAAUAUCACUACAAGUACUUGAUGAAAAUGAUAAUCCUCCUAAAUUUGAAAGUAAUCGUUAUUCAAUAAAUUUAAGUGAAAAUAUAGAAGAGGGUACGUCAAUACUUAAAGUUAUUGCUCAUGAUUUAGAUUUGGGUAGUAAUGGUGAAGUUCGUUAUUCAUUUGGUUCAGAUAUUGGAGAAUUGGCAAAUGUAUUUACCGUUGACGCUUAUACCGGAUGGAUAUCAACAUUAGUAUCUCUUGAUAAAGAAAAACAACCAGAGUUUAAGUUUCAAGUUAUCGCAACAGACAAUGGAAAUCCGAAACAUUUUGCACGUACUUCUGUUUAUAUUAAAUUAAAUGACUAUAAUGAUAAUCCACCGUCGUUUGUUAAUGAUCAUUAUGAAGCAACAGUUAAAGAAGAUGCAUUACCCGGUACUGUUGUUGUUAAAUUAACAACUAUUGAUAAAGAUAUUGAUUUAAAUACACCUGUUGAUUUUUAUAUUACUUCUGGUGAUAAAAGAUCACAAUUUCAAAUAAGAUCUACUGGUGAAGUUUACGUUGCUAAAACAUUAGAUCGUGAAUUAAUUGAACGUUAUGAAUUAAAUGUUAUUGGUACCGAUGGUAAAUUUGUAUUUAGUACCAUUGUCAUUGUACAAGUUAUUGAUGUUAAUGAUAAUCCACCGUACUGCUUACGUUAUAGAUAUCGUGAAGUAAUAUCAGAAGGUUCUCAUCCUGGUAGUUAUGUAUUGACAGUAUUAGCAACAGAUUAUGAUGACAAUAUAAAUGCUAAAUUGAGAUUUUAUUUAACUGACGAUAUGAAUGAAAAUAAUAAUGAUAAAUUUUCAUUAAAUCAAGAUACUGGUGUCGUUAAAACAAUCGGACAAUUAGAUCGUGAAACCAAAUCACGGUAUUUAUUAACUGCUCACGUACAAGAUCGUGAUAAAUCAUAUUGGGAGUGUUCAUCUCAAUUAGAAAUAAUAAUAUCUGAUUUAAAUGAUAAUCCACCAAGAUUUACAAUGAUGACAUACAAUACGGCUUUACCCGAAGAUGUUAAAGUAGGUACACUUAUUACUAAAGUACACGCUACGGAUGAGGAUAUUGGUAUUAAUCGUAAAAUAAUAUAUGAAUUUAUUGAUUCAUCUAAUGGACAUUUUAUAAUAACAACUGAUACUGGUAUAGUAACAUUAGCUAAGCCACUUGAUCGUGAGACUAAAGAAAUUUAUAAUUUAACUGUUAAAGCAAUAGAUCAAGGAACACCGCAAUUAUUUUCAACUGCUAAUUUAAUAGUUACUGUACAAGAUAUUAAUGAUAAUCCACCAGAAUUUACAUCUAAAUCAUAUUUUGCAUCAGUACCAGAAAUAGAUCAAGUAAAUACUGAAAUAGUUAGAGUAUUAGCUGAAUCUAAAGACACUGGUAUAAAUGCUAUUGUUUAUUAUUCAAUAAUUGGUGGCAAUGAGCAUAAAAAAUUUAAUAUUAACAAUAAAACAGGUGUUAUAACAAUUGCUGAACAGCUUGAUUAUGAACGAGCUCAUGAUUAUUUUUUAACAAUACAAGCAAUUGAUGCUGGAAUACCACCAUUAAGUAAUUAUGCUACUGUUAAUAUAACUAUUACUGAUUGCAAUGACAAUGCACCGAUAUUUAAUCAACUGUCUUAUCGUGGAUCAAUACGCGAAGAUGCACCUUUAAAUGAACAAAUAACUCAGGUAUUUGCCAGUGAUUUGGAUAACAAUGAAAAUGGACAAAUUUUUUACUAUAUCGAACGUGGUGAUAGAUAUAAACAUUUUAAUAUUGAUCACAAUACUGGAAUAGUAACUGUUAAUGGAGGAUUAGAUCGUGAAACAAUUUCACAUUAUGCAUUAGAAAUUCAUGCACGCGAUAACGGGAAACCAGUACUUGAAAGUUUUGUUAUUUUAAAUAUUGAAGUAAUUGAUGCUAAUGAUAAUCCACCAUUAUUUUCACAAUCUAAUUAUUCAGCGGUAGUUCAAGAGGACAAAAAAAUUGGACAUGUAGUUAUUAAAUUUAUCGUUACAGACGCUGAUAUUUCACCAAAUGCUGACCCGUAUACAUUUGAUUUUCGUUCUGGUAAUGAGGGCGAUGCUUUUCGCCUUGAACAAGAUGGCUCAUUACGUACUGCUAUUAAAUUUAACAGCAGAGUUAAGGAUAACUAUUUAUUACAUAUCAGAGUAUUUGAUAAUGGUUCUCAGCCUUUAUACUCAGAUGCUUGGAUAUCAAUUAAAAUAAUAGAAGAAUCACAAUACCCACCAAUAAUAACGCCAUUAGAAAUAACAAUUAAUUCAUACUUAGAUGAAUAUCCGGGCGGUAAAAUAGGUAAAGUUCAUGCAAGUGAUCGUGAUCAAUAUGAUACACUUAGUUACAGUAUUGUUCCGUCAUUAUCAUCAUCAUCAUCAUCAUCUUCAAUUAUUGGUGAUUUAUUUAAAAUUGAUAAAAAUCAAGGUACUUUAGAAGCUUUACCUCGAUUAGAUGUCGGUGAAUAUCGAUUAAAUAUAAGUGUAAAUGAUGGAAAAUAUUAUUCAUAUUCAUUAAUUAAAAUAACUGUUGAAUUAAUAACUGAAAAAAUGUUGGAAAAUACUGUUAUUGUAAGAUUUCGUGAAGUAAGCCCGGAAGAUUUUAUAUUGAGUCAUCGCAAAGGAUUUAUGAGAACAAUACGUAAUGCUAUGAAUUGCCGAUUAAAAGAUAUUGUAAUAAUAAGUAUACAGCCGUCAUUUGAUGAAAUAAAUAUCGUUAAUAAUAAUAAUAAUAAUAAUAAUAAAUUAUCACGAGUAAAUCGGCAAGCUAUUCACAAUGAUUUAGAUUUACUAUUUUCAGUACGUAAAUCAAAUCCUAUUCUCGGCUUACCUGGUUUUUAUUCAUCUGAAAGCAUUCGCGAAGCAUUAAAUCAGCAUAUUGAAGAAUUAGAAGAAUCAACAAAACUUGUUGUUGAAGAAAUAGUAAGAUUCAAAUGUAAUAAAGGUCAUUGUAUUUAUGGCGACUGUAUUGAUAAAAUAAUUCUUGAUCAAAUAGAUGUAAUACCUAUUGCUACAGAUGUUAUGUCAUUUGUAUCGCCAAAAUAUAAACAUAAAAUAGAAUGCUCUUGUAAAGAGGGUUACGCCGGUAAUAAAUGUGAAAUAGUUAUCAAUGAAUGUGCAACAGAUCCAUGCCAAUCAUUUAAAAUAUGUAUACCCGAUUCAUCAGUACAGGGUUACACUUGUCAGUGUCCAGAAGGGUUUGCUGGACCAACGUGUGAUAUUGAUAUAUCUAAAUGUCACGAUGAAUCUUGCUAUUUACCACGCAAUCCUAUAUCAUUUACCGGUAAAAGUUAUACCCAUUAUAAAAUAAAUUAUGAGAAGAAAAGUCAAACUAUUGAAAAUCAUUUUAUAUUAUCAUUACGUAUUAGAACAGUACAACCAACUGGGAAUCUUAUUUAUGCUGCUGGUAAAAUAGAUUACAAUAUAUUGGAAAUAGUUAAUGGUGCAGCACAGUAUAAAUUUGAUUUAGGAAGUGGUGAGGGUCUUGUACGUGUUAGCAGUGUAUACGUAAGCGAUGGACAGUGGCAUGAAAUUCAUUUAGAACGUGAAAGGAAUAGUGCACGUCUUACUGUUGAUGGUAAACACAUUGCUCAUGGAUCAGCACCUGGUAUUAAUGAUAUACUCAAUUUACAAUCAGAUGAUCUUUAUUUUGGAGCUCAAGUAAGACAGCACCCAUCAAUACUAGGAUUUGAAGAUAUCCAACGUGGGUUUAUUGGUUGCAUGGAUGAUAUUAGAAUAUCAAAAUUAUCAGUACCAUUACAUAUGACAGGAAGUACCAAUAGCAACAACAACAACAACAACAACAACAACAACAAUAACAUUGUUAUAUUGAAACGAUUUGCCAAUGUUGAAUUUAAUUGUGAUGCAUCAUCUAUAUUAAUUCCACCGGGUAUAUGCGGAUCUCAGCCUUGUCAAAACGGCGGUACAUGCAGAGAAAUAGACGGUGGUGAUAGAUAUGAAUGUCACUGUCAUGAUAGAUUCAAAGGAAUAGCUUGUGAAAUAGAUACUGAUCCAUGCGCAUCAUCACCCUGCCUCUACAACGGCAGAUGUAAAUUAAUAGACGGUGGAGGUGAUUAUAUUUGUGAGUGUACCGGACCAAAUUUAACUGGUAAACGUUGUCAAUUCGGUAAAUACUGUAAUCCAAAUCCUUGCAUCAAUGGUGGGAUUUGCGAAGAGGGUAAUAAUUCUCCUAUAUGUAAGUGUAAUGGUUUUACCGGUGAUCAUUGUGAUAUAGAUGUAAAUGAAUGUCACUCUAAUCCUUGUAUCAAUGGAGGUACUUGUGUCAAUGAAAUAGGUACAUAUCGAUGCAUUUGUCCACCCAAUAUGACUGGUAUCAAUUGUGUUAAUCCUAUUUAUUCACCGUCUAUUAUUUCUCAACAUUUAAAUAUUACUUGGGAACAAUUUAUUUGGAUUGGAAUUUCUAUUCUCGUUAUCAUAUUCAUUAUUAUUAUUAUUUUUCUGACGUACAAAAAAAUUCGUAACAAACGAACGGACGCUUGUACAAAUAAUAUAAAUAAUGAAACACGAAAAAAAAUUGUAUUAAAUUCAGCAAGGCCUAAUCAUGAUCAUGAAUUCAAACGCAGCUCUAAACUCAGUAAUUUGGAAGUAAUACAGAGAGAACCUCCCCAAUGUCCUCCUAGACCUGCAUCCUAUACCCCGAGUUCUAACAAUGAACCGUCGUACGGUACGACAGCAGCUGUUGCACUAAACAAUUUAGAUACUCUGAGGAGUUACGGGAGCGCCGGUGAUGAACUUGAAAACUUUCCUCCUGAUUACUUGAGAAAUUUAAAUAGAAGCACCCCAGUACCUAAUCCUACACUAGCUUUGGCGAAUCCCGUUGGCGGAAACACUACUGGAAGUGAUGCUGACAGCUUACAUAAACCGACUUGGCAAGAGCAAAUGUAUCUCGCAUCGUUCAUCAGUGACACUGCCAAAAUAAAGAACGACCUGAAACGAGCGAGUCCAGUGGUACCAGAGCUGACCACUGGAGGACUUCUUCUAAAUUCAACACGAAGGACACCUCACAGAGGUGCAAGUUCAAUCGCCUCUUUGUCAUCUUGCGAAGAUGAUCCUCGAAUAGUUGGUGGAUAUCAUUGGGACUGCUCGGAUUGGGUCAGGCCAAGUCAAAAUCCUUUACCUAAUAUCACCGAAGUACCUGGCAGUGAAGUACCAGACUCGUCGAGUUUCCACAGUAACGAGAGCAAUGAAUCAAAUACACAUCAAUUACCAUUAGUUCACAGUUCAAUAGACCCAUCACGAGACAUAUCAACUCUAAAUGAAGAUCAAGAAUCUGAAUACAUUGGAGACUCUGAGUGUGGUACAGAGUUUUCAGAACAUUAUAAUUGUCCUGAGAGCCAACGACUUAAUCCGUUGGAUAGUGGAGGAGAAGGAGAAUACAAAUACAAAGAUUCAGAUAGUUAUUUGAGGCAUCCAAAUUCAUAUUUGCCUCAUUAUAAUAUCCAAACAGACACUGAAAAUGAAAUGAAUCCAUUAAAUGGUCGUCUGAGUACUUUGGAAUCUGACGAGGAAGAAGACGAUGAUGUAGUGCCUUACGGAUUUCCAAGUGUACGUCGUAACAGAUGUAAAGGCGACGAUAAUGAUGAUAUUGGUUCGGUUAUUACAACUCUCGAAGAACGCAAUUCAUUGUUAGGUGGUGGAACGAGUAAUAGCGAUUUAUCAACUAAUUUAUGCGAAAUCGAUGAUUCAGAAUGUGAAAUAAAUGAUAAAAAAAAUAAUGCCCGAAUGUGGUUAUCCGGUAACGGUGUUACACAAACUUCUGUGUGA